Messenger RNA from Gigantopelta aegis, 992 nucleotides. RefSeq lists its product as uncharacterized. Lineage: Eukaryota; Metazoa; Mollusca; Gastropoda; Neomphalida; Peltospiridae. Bases 1 to 861 code for a protein of 286 amino acids. The transcript has 2 exons. The record is from RefSeq and is a predicted model, not a curated record.
AUGUCUGCCUUGCAAGGUGUUCGGGGGGUCAAGCUACGAGAUAAAACUGACCCAGCCCAGCCACGGAGCCAAAGAGAUGGGCGUAAACCUUUCUGUGUUUCCCCGCAAACCGACUGGGUGUUGCCUAAUUGUGGAACUAAGCAAAGAUAUGCCUUAAGGGAACUCUUGAGGCAGAACUCCAUAGUAUAUGCAAAGAGAGGGCGUCGUUUGCCAAAAGUAUGCCAGAGAACGCCCAAACUGCGAGCGGUUCUGCUCAGAGAUCACACAUUCCACUGCCAAAACGUGUCCAGUUCCCUGCCACCAGUAUCGUCUGCUCCAGGCUAUGUCUCUGCUGCCCAGAACACUGCCACUGCUUCUUCACACGAGGACAAGCAGGACAAACACAACAAGCUCCACAAGCAUCUCCGAGGGUCAGCGGUGAGCCGACAGCUUCUGUCCAGAUCAGACUCUUUCUUCCCUUUACCGUCUGACCUGACGCUGUUACGAAGACCAACCUUCGUGUCAUCCCUCCCGGUCAUCAAUAGAGAUGUUCACUUGCUGGCCCAGUCGCUGAAGCCUCUGGUCAUUGAGGAUUCUUUUAUCAAGACUGUGAGGUUCUACCAAACUCACUAUCCUCUCUUGUUGGAAAGGAAGACCGACGAUGUGAAGGAAAAGAUAGUGACUCGUCGUUGCGUUACGCCCAUGGAUGAAGAGGCGAUUAUUAACAAACGAGCGAAAGACAUGAAUCGGAGAAUCGUUCGGUUUGAUCAGCAGUUAGAUACAUUAGAGAAAGACGUUGACAGCGAUGAUUUUGUCACGGAACUCAGAGCUGAAACAUUCGACCCUAGACAAUGGGCUUGGAAUUCAACAAGAUAUCUUUAGCAAUUAGGAGAGGUGUAUUACAGUACACUUCAGUUAUUAUACAUCACUAUGUGAAUUGUUCUGGUAUAAUAUAUAUAAGUCUGUUUUGUUUAACGACACCACUAGAGCACAUUGAUUUAUUAAUCAUCGGC